AUGGCGAAAGAUACUUAUUUGAAGAAGAUUUUGGGUAACGACAGAUACAGCCGAGUCCGCCAGACUAAAAUUUUGAUGGUCGGGGCCGGUGGUAUCGGGUGUGAGCUUUUGAAAGAUUUGGUUUUGACUGGAUAUGGAGAAAUUCACAUAGUCGAUUUAGACACCAUUACCUUGUCGAACUUAAACCGUCAGUUCUUAUUCAGACACCAUGACAUCGAUAAGUCAAAAUCCUUGACCGUCGCCAAAGCGGUGGAUUCCUUCAACUACUUCGACACCAAGUUGGUUCCUCAUCAUGGUAAUAUCAUGGAUGCCAAACAGUUUCCCAUCACCUGGUGGAGCCAAUUUAGUUACAUAUUCAACGCCUUAGACAACCUUGAGGCCAGGAGAUACGUUAACAGAAUGUGUCUUUACUUGAAGACUCCAUUAAUGGAAAGUGGAACCACUGGGUUUGAUGGUCAAAUCCAGCCAAUUUACCCAUACUACAGUGAAUGCUUUGAUUGUCAAUCCAAGGUUACCCCUAAAACGUUUCCAGUUUGUACCAUCAGAUCCACGCCGUCCCAACCUGUGCAUUGUAUUACUUGGGCUAAAGAAUUUUUAUUCCAUCAGUUGUUUGAUGAGGUUGAUUCAUCUGCUGGUGGAUUGAAUGACGCCGCCAAAAUAAAGAGUGAGACAGACGACAAGGAUGAAAUCGAAAACAUGACAAAGGAGUUCAACGAGUUGGUGGACUUAAGAAAACUGAUCUUCAAUUCAGACGCAAGAACAUUCUUUACCGAGUUAGUUAAUAAGAUUUUCAAGGUAGAUGUCGAAAGAUUACUCCUAAUUGAAACGUUGUGGAAGUCCAGACAAAAGCCAGUUCCAUUGAUUAUUACGCAGUAUGAGCAAGACUUGAUACGCAUUUUGGACGAUCAAACUGAAUUGCAGAAAAUAUUUGGUGAUGAAACAAAGGUUUGGUCUACUUUGGAAAACUUGGUCAUUUUAUUCAAGGCUAGCGAAUCGCUUCAGCGGAGACUUCAAGGGGAGGAGUCAUUCCUCUCUUUCGACAAGGAUGAUGAGGAUACUCUCAACUUUGUAACAGCAUCCGCAAACUUGAGAUCUAUCAUUUUCAAUAUUGAGGUGAAGAGCAAAUUUGACAUCAAGCAGAUUGCAGGAAAUAUUAUUCCAGCAAUUGCUACCACGAAUGCAAUAAUAUCAGGAUUUUCCAGUUUGAGUGGUACCAAUUACUUCAAGUAUGAUUUCGAAGAAACUCAAGAUUUCUCUCGCAUCUAUCAAGAAUCUUCAUCUAUCUUCAUCAGUAUCAAGCCCAACAAGUACAUCACAUCAGCCUCACUUGUCGGCCCUAAUGAAAGGUGCCCAACCUCAUCAAUUGCUAGAGGUCUUCUUAAGCUUACGCCUGUGGAGGUAAAAGAACUUUCCUUGAAGUGGUUGGUGGACAAAUUGAUUGAACAGUACGACUAUGCAGAUGAAGCAGUUGCCUUGAUUUUGGGCAAGUCCAGAUUGAUCUACGAUGUCGAUUUUGACGAUAAUUUAGAGAAGAGGCUUGGUGAUCUCAGUGGAUUUACCGACGGUGAGCUCUUGAUGGUGCAAGAUGACGAUGGAGAGCUUGAGAGCAUAGAAUUAUACAUAUCGAUAGUGGAAGAUCAUGAAAGUGACUAUUUGCCACAAAUAAAAUUGGGACCCAAGAAAGCAAUUACGGAGGAGUCAAGCAACGGUAGCUCGGGGGCACCUGAUGUUGCAACUGACACCAUAGUUAUUGAUGAGGAGGACGAAGACUUGGUGGAAGUUACCGAACCAGUGGUGAAAAAGAGAAAGAUUGAAGUGGAGGUAUUAUAG
Suhomyces tanzawaensis NRRL Y-17324 is the source of this 1830-nucleotide messenger RNA. It is a transcript of the gene UBA2, whose product is annotated as E1 ubiquitin-activating protein. The record is from RefSeq and is a predicted model, not a curated record. Gene Ontology annotation, cellular component: cytoplasm; SUMO activating enzyme complex. Bases 1 to 1830 code for a protein of 609 amino acids. NCBI's taxonomy places the organism in Eukaryota, Fungi, Ascomycota, Pichiomycetes, Serinales, Debaryomycetaceae. The transcript has a single exon. Gene Ontology annotation, molecular function: SUMO activating enzyme activity. Gene Ontology annotation, biological process: protein sumoylation.